AUGACUCCGUUCGCUCGUGAGCUGCAUAUCGCGCAACUGGCCGUUCUGCGAGCCUCGAUCCUUACCAAAUCGGUUCAAUCUCGAGUCCAUGAGAUCUCCAAAGACGAUGAAUCUCCAGUGACGAUUGCCGACUUUGCAGCUCAGGCAUUACUUAUUAUAGCACUUCGUGAUGCCUUCCCAUCUGACAAGUUCUUGGGAGAAGAGGACUCCGCUGCCUUGCGGGCCGAUGAAGCACUCUGCAGUAAGGUAUUUGAGCUGGUGUCCUCAGUAGCAGACACGAUAGAUCCGAACACUGGUAUUCCGUUGCCUAAGCCAUCCUCUGUUGCGGAGAUGCUGAGCCUGAUUGACCUCGGCGGACGCGGCACAGGAGGAGACGAGGGACGGUUCUGGGUCAUGGAUCCUGUUGAUGGGACCGCCACAUUCCUGAGAGGUCAGCAAUACGCCGUUGCAUUGUCUCUUAUCGAGCAAGGGAGAGAGGUCAUUGGCGUUUUAGGAUAUCCCAAUAUCAGCGCUGGUAUGACCCAGAUCUCGGAGGAAAACAUUGAUAAGAGUGGGAUGGGCAUCAUGCUGACUGCCGUCCGAGGCCAAGGCUCCAUGGCCCGGACCAUGACACCAAGCGGCCUUAAAGACGCCUUUCCACUGAGUAUCAUGAAAACACACAGCAGCAACAACAACAACAACCUACACAUCGUUGACUGCGCUCUCAGUGACGUCAGCCGUCACGAUGUAAUCGCUGAGCUGGCGGACGAGUUCAAGGCAAAAUUCCCCAACAUUGAAGUGUGGUCCUCGCAUGUACGCUAUGCGGCCCUGAUAGUCGGUGGUGGAAAUGCGCAGUUUUGGGUCCCGGCGAGUUCAGCAUCCAAGAUGUACAUAUGGGAUCACGCGGGCGCCCAACUCAUCUUUACUGAGCUCGGAGGCAAAGUGACGGAUUUGGAUGGAAAGGCGAUGGACUUUGGAGCGGGAAGGGAUUUGAACCGGAACAGGGGAUUGGUGGUUGCUCGAGGAGAAAUGCAUGACGCCCUCUUGGCUGCCAUGAACAGAAUAAUUGAAGGAUACUAA
Messenger RNA from Fusarium oxysporum Fo47, 1059 nucleotides. RefSeq names its product inositol monophosphatase family protein. The record is from RefSeq and is a predicted model, not a curated record. NCBI's taxonomy places the organism in Eukaryota, Fungi, Ascomycota, Sordariomycetes, Hypocreales, Nectriaceae. The coding region runs from base 1 to 1059 and encodes 352 amino acids. Gene Ontology annotation, biological process: sulfate assimilation. Gene Ontology annotation, molecular function: 3'(2'),5'-bisphosphate nucleotidase activity. The transcript has a single exon.